UCUCCAUUUUCUUUGUCGCUUUGUUGCGCCCGUGUGGUAUUUGAAAAUUCUGUGAUCACAAAUCGACUAAUUACGCAGAGAAAAUGGAGAUGUCCUUGAAUCCCGUGCGCGUGCUCAAGAAUGAGGCGCAGGAGGAGAAGGCCGAGAUGGCCCGUCUGUCCUCGUUCAUUGGUGCCAUCGCCAUUGGUGAUCUGGUAAAGAGCACGCUGGGUCCGAAGGGUAUGGACAAGAUCCUGGUGGCCACCGGACGCAACGCCGGUCAUGUUGAGGUGACCAACGAUGGUGCCACCAUUCUGCGUGCCGUCGGUGUAGACAAUCCGGCCGCCAAGAUUCUGGUCGAUAUGUCGCGUGUGCAGGACGAGGAAGUGGGCGAUGGCACCACCUCGGUCACCGUUCUGGCAUCGGAACUGCUGCGCGAGGCGGAGAAACUAGUCGAACAGAAGCUGCACCCACAGAUCAUCGUCUCUGGCUGGCGUCAGGCCACCCAGGUGGCACUGGAGGCGCUCACCGCCGCCGCUCAGGACAACUCGUCCAGUGACGAGAAGUUCCGCAACGACCUGCUGAACAUUGCCCGCACCACGCUCUCCUCGAAGAUCCUGCACCAGCACAAAGACUUCUUCGCCAAUCUGGCGGUGGAUGCUGUGAUGCGUCUGAAGGGCUCCGGCGAGCUCAAGUCCAUACAGAUCAUCAAGAAAUCGGGCGGCACACUGGGAGACUCGUUCCUGGACGAGGGCUUCCUGCUGGACAAGAAGCCCGGCGUGCACCAGCCACAGCGUAUUGAGAAUGCCAGAAUCCUGAUUGCCAACACGCCCAUGGACACCGAUAAGAUUAAGGUGUUCGGCAGCAGCAUCAAGGUCGAUUCGCUGGCCAAGAUCGCCGACCUGGAGAUGGCCGAGAAGGAGAAGAUGAAGGAAAAGGUGGACAAGAUCCUGAAGCACAAGUGCAACGUGUUCAUCAACCGGCAAUUGAUCUACAACUAUCCGGAGCAGCUGUUUGCCGAUGCCCGUGUAAUGUCCAUCGAGCAUGCCGAUUUCGAUGGCAUCGAGCGUCUGGCGUAUUGCACCGGCGGCGAGAUUGUCUCCACCUUUGAGAAUCCCUCGCUGGUGAAGCUUGGCGAAUGCGAUGUCAUCGAACAGGUGAUGAUCGGCGAGGAUACGCUGUUGCGUUUUAGCGGCGUUAAGCUGGGCGAGGCCUGCACCAUCGUGAUCCGCGGUGCUACCCAACAGAUUCUGGACGAGGCUGAUCGUUCCCUGCACGACGCCCUCUGCGUGCUGGCGGCCACCGUCAAGGAGUCGCGCAUCAUUUUCGGUGGCGGCUGCUCCGAGGCUCUAAUGGCCACCGCCGUGCUGAAGAAGGCAGCCGAGACACCCGGCAAGGAGGCCAUCGCUAUCGAGGCCUUUGCCCGCGCUCUGCUGUCCCUGCCCACGGCCAUUGCCGACAAUGCUGGCUACGAUUCAGCCCAACUGGUUUCGGAGCUGCGUGCCGGCCACGCCCAGGGCAAACAGACUCUGGGUCUGGACAUGGAGCUGGGCAAGGUGGCCGAUGUCCGUGAACUGGGCAUCACCGAGUCGUUCGCCGUUAAGCGCCAAGUUCUGAUGUCCGCCUCGGAGGCUGCCGAGAUGAUCUUGCGCGUGGACAACAUCAUCCGUUGCGCUCCACGCCGACGCGUUCCCGACAGGGGCUACUGCUAGGCGCUUAAGUAUUCUUGUUCUAGGAUCAUAUUUUUUUUAAUUAUGAACUCUCGUUUAACAUCAUCGCUAACCUUACACGUUCUGUUUACUACACUAAUAAUCCACACACAACACAUUAGCAAUUAUAUCACACGUCCCACUCUCAAAGUCGCACAAUUUCUCGCUAAAUUUGUCCCUGUCGUGUAAUCCUUCUACUUAAUUGUGAAACAAAUUGAUAUGAUGUUGCAAGCUGAGCUUUUGAUUCGAGGAUGAGUGCUGCGAUCAAACCAAAACAUUUCAAAAAUGUCUAAAACUCCAUCAAACCGACAACUAAACGAACUUGUAAAUGAAUACAAUUGUUGUAAACAUUUGAUGUGCGCAAAUUGAAGACCAUUAAACAGAAAAAAAAAAGGAAUAAAUGAUAAAUCAUAUAUUUAUGCUUAACAAAACU
Messenger RNA from Drosophila melanogaster (fruit fly), 2121 nucleotides. RefSeq names its product chaperonin containing TCP1 subunit 2 (gene CCT2). The record is from RefSeq and is marked reviewed. NCBI's taxonomy places the organism in Eukaryota, Metazoa, Arthropoda, Insecta, Diptera, Drosophilidae. The coding region runs from base 84 to 1691 and encodes 535 amino acids. Gene Ontology annotation, molecular function: ATP hydrolysis activity; ATP binding; ATP-dependent protein folding chaperone. The transcript is spliced from 4 exons. Gene Ontology annotation, biological process: protein folding. Gene Ontology annotation, cellular component: chaperonin-containing T-complex; cytoplasm; cytosol.